Daucus carota subsp. sativus is the source of this 4229-nucleotide messenger RNA. Its product is annotated as disease resistance protein RPV1. Gene Ontology annotation, molecular function: ADP binding. Lineage: Eukaryota; Viridiplantae; Streptophyta; Magnoliopsida; Apiales; Apiaceae. The transcript is spliced from 5 exons. The coding region runs from base 194 to 3871 and encodes 1225 amino acids. Gene Ontology annotation, biological process: defense response; signal transduction. The record is from RefSeq and is a predicted model, not a curated record.
UUUAAAACAAAUUAGCAAGACUUUGAACUUUCUGAUUAGCAACUUGUAUAACAGUCAAUAUUGAGCAGCCGUAUUGCAAAGUUGAAGCUCUCAUCUUUUGUUUCAAAUUUCCUUCCUUCACACAACAUCUUUUGUACCAUAUAUCUUUGCUAUCCUCCAGUACAAUAUCCCUGCUACCAUAUACAUAUAUCUAAUGGCUUCAACAAGUUCUCAAACUCCCGCUAGCUGGGACGUUUUCUUGAGCUUCCGUGGCAUAGACACUCGACUUGGUUUCACCAGUCAUUUAUACUCUGCCCUGGAUCACAAUGGUAUUUGGACUUUUAUGGAUGAUCCUGAGCUACGCUGUGGAGAAGUUAUCUCAGCUGCAUUGCUCAAAGCUAUUCAGGAAUCUAAAAUUUACAUUGUUGUCCUCUCUGUAAAUUAUGCUUCUUCGAGUUGGUGCCUUGACGAGCUGGUAGAGAUCCUUAAAUGUAACAAAACAAUGGAAAGAGCGGUUAUUCCUGUGUUUUUCAACAUUGAUCCAUCAGUAGUGCGAUACCAAAAUGGGAGAUUUGGAGAACAUUUUAAAAGGCAUGAAAUUAGAUAUGCGGAUGAAAUGGAAAGAGUGGAGAAUUGGCGCCUUGCACUAUGUCAACUUGCUCAAUAUUCAGGAAUACAUGUAGACGGUAAAAAGUCUGAAGCUGAUAUUGUCAAUGAUAUAGUUGAGGAGAGUCUACUACUUUUACACACAGAACCCACUGCUUUAGAUGUUGCCAAAUAUCCAGUUGGGUUGGAAUCCCGCGUUAACGACAUAACAGCAGCAUUGUUGAGCAGCGGCACAAAAGGUGUCAUUAAGAUCGGGAUAUAUGGUAUGGGUGGCGUAGGCAAAACAACUCUUGCCAAGGCACUUUUUAAUAAACUCUUGCUAGGAAGCUUUGAAGGAAGCUGCUUCCUCGAAAAUGUGAGGGAAAAUUCGGGGAAUAUAAAAGGCCUAGCGUCUUUACAACAACAACUCAUUAGCGAUGUUCUUAAAAUUAGUAAGGACGAAGUUAAAGUUAGCAGUGUUGACCAGGGAACUAAGCUGAUAGAACGAAGAAUCUGUUCAAGAAAAAUUUUGGUUGUUAUUGAUGACUUAGAGGACAAUAAGAAAUUUGAGUCACUUGUGAGACCAUUUGCUCCUGGGAGUGUAGUUAUAAUAACUACAAGGGAUGAAGAGAUACUUGAUGUAAUUGAAGUGGAAACUCAAUAUCGAUACAAGGUUAAUGAGAUGGGUGACGCUGAGGCAAAUACACUAUUUUUUAGACAUGCAUUUCGAGAUACUGAACCAAAUGAUACUUUAAGGAUAUUGUCUAAAGACAUUCUACAUCUUGCUGGAAGACUCCCCUUGGCUCUAGAGGUUUUCGGCUCGUACUUGUAUAAGAAACCCGAGGUUAAAUGGAAAUCUUACAUUGAGAGACUGCAGCGAGAUCCCGACAGCAGUAUCCAGCAAAGACUUAUAAUUAGCUUGGAUGCCUAUGGAUCAGAUGAUCCCCUGCUAAAGAAGAUGUUCCUUGACAUUGCUUGUCUAUUCAUUGGAAGGAAUAAAGAAAAUUUGGUUGAAAUAUUGAAUACUUACUAUCCCUACGCGGAUGAUAAAAUUAAUAUUCUUCAGAAAAGAAGUCUAUUAACGUUCAAUGACAAAAACGAAGUGCGAAUGCAUGAUCUGCUUCAGGAUACGGGAAAGAAAAUCGCGCGUAACAACUCUCCUGAUGAGCCUGGAAAGCAUAGUAGAUUAUGGGUACGAAAAGAGAUAUGCGAUCUGUUGGAGAAAGACAAGGGAACAGAAGCGAUUGAAGGUAUCUUGCUCAACCAUUUUGAACCCGAGCUUCCUAAACCCAAGCUGGAAGAUUUGCUCGAAUUAUUGGAAUCCGAGGAUGAUUUGCUCCGCUAUUUUGGACCCGAGCUUUCUAAACCCAAGCUGGAAGAAUCGUUUUCUACGAAAAGUUUAAGAAGAAUGACUAGAUUAAGAUUUUUUUUCUUGGACGGCAUUAAUCUUACUGGCAAGUUUAAACUGCCACUAGAAGAUUUGAGGUGGUUUUGUUGGAAUCAUUGUCCUUUAAAGUGUUUACCUUCUGAUUUUUGCCCCGAAAAACUUGUUAUUCUGGAGUUGCCGAAUAGCAAAUUGACAACAAUGUGGAAAGAAAAGAUGGUUUCGCAAAAAUUGUUUUUCACCCCAGAUUCUAGAGGACUACCGCGUCUCAUAAAUUUAAAAACUCUAAACAUGUCAUUUUCUGAAGAUUUAACUACCACCCCGGACUUCAGAAGACUACCGCAUCUUGAAAGUUUGAAUCUUGAGGGUUGUAAAAGUUUGAAGGAGGUCCAUAAAUCAAUUGGAAGUUUGGUGUGGCUUGUUUCCUUAAAUUUGAAGGAUUGUGUAAACGUAAGAAGUCUUCCAGAUACCAUCUGCGACUUGGGAGCUUUGGAAGUUCUAUGUAUUGAAAAAUGUACAGGGCUAAAAGCACUGCCAAGAGAAUUAGGGAAAAUCAAUUCCCUAAAAGAGCUCAAUGCUUCCAGAACAAGUUUUCCGAAAUUACCAGAUUCGAUCGGAGAUCUUAGUAAGCUUGUUAAGCUGGAAUUAUGGCGAAAUUUCAACGAAAAGAAACUUGAAUCUCUUCCAAACACCAUUUGCAACUUAAGAGCACUGGAAGUUUUGAAGGUUACUGUGAAAGCAUUGCCUGUUGAACUGGGGAAUAUUGAAUCUCUAAGAGAGCUCAUUACAUCGGGAAUAGCCAUUUCAAAAUUGCCAGACAGCAUUGGCAACCUGAGAUCAUUGGAAAUUCUUGAUAUAUUUUUUUCUCGUACUCUAGAGAGGUUACCUGAUCAACUGUGGAAGCUUACAAGGUUAUCGGAGCUAAGGGCAUAUGCAACUAUUUGUUUAGAGAAACUUCCUGACAUAGAAUCAGGCCAGACUUCAUUACCAUUGACAAAGUUGUCUUUAUAUCAUAGUAAUAUCACUGCCCUGCCAUCAGGUAUUAGUCAGCUCUCAAACCUAGAAGAUCUUGAUCUCGGCAGUUGUGGUCAUCUGUUGUCCAUAGCAGAACUUCCUCCUAAUCUGACGUACAUGUCUGUCGAUGACUGUACAUCUCUGAAAAGAUUAAAUCUAUCCAGUUUGAAACUGUUGCGGAAGUUGCACCUUCAAAAUUGCAGUGCUUUGACAAAGAUUUUAGGGCUGGAGGAACUCACUUCUUUAGUUUGGCUAAUUUGCCGCGGCUCUCCACUGACACAUACUUUAACAAAGCCAUUGUUCCAGAUGUACUCUGGUUUUGAGGAAAAAAUUGAUAUUUGGCUCGAGGCAGAAGAUUUUCCAGAUUGGAUUAUUCAAUCAAGUGUAGAAUGGUCAGCUGACGAUGACAUUUCAGAUGGAGACGCGUCAUCUUCUGUGAAUUUGCAACCAAACUUGUCACACAAUUACUUGGGGAUGAUUCUCUGCUUCGACCUGCAGGAUAAAGAUGCCUAUUAUUCUGUUACGACUUCUGCAAAUAAUAUAUUCGAGAGCCGUAUAUAUUCAUCAAGUAUAGUGAUAGUUCCAAGAUCAAUAUUAACAGUCACAGAUAGCGAUCAUAAAAUCCAAUUUGCAUCAAGAGUACGCAGACAUUGGAUUCAUCUCCUGUACAAAAAUGAAGACAAUUGCAUCACUGUCAAUGUUGCAGAUGAAAGAAACACCCCCUCGGCCAAUGAUACGGUUGAUAUGAGUAACGAUGAUCAUAGUGCAAGUGAGCUUGAGGAUGAUGAAGACGAAGACGAAGAUAAAGAGGACGGCAGAAUGCUGGAGCUUCAAAGAGAGGGCGAUGAUGGAAAUGAAACAGAAUAUGAAUCAUUUAGCAGUGACGAAGACUCAGAGGGUGAUCGAUAGGGAUGACAUGGAAUAUGAAUCAUUUAGCAGUGACGAAGACUCAGAGGGUGAUCGACAGGGAUGACAUGGAAUAUGAAUCAUUUAGUAGUGACGAAGACUCAGAGGGUGAUCGACAGGGAUGACACGGAAUAUGAAUCAUUUAGCAGUGACGAAGACAAAGAGGGUGAUGACAGGAAUGAUACGGAAUAUGAAUCAUUUAACGAGGAUAAUGAUGAUUUAUAGGUUCCUUUUAAAGUCUUGCAAAAUUUGCAAUCUUGAUUGCUGAUUAUAUCAGUGAUGGGUCUAAAGAUGAAAUGUCAUACUACCAGUCUAAUUUUGUGGAAUCUGCAACCUAUUUCAGUAGUUUUUGUUUUACUCA